AUGCUUAUUUAUGUUGAUGCCACCAUUGUUACUGGUCCUAAUCUUACCCACAUUCAACGACUGAUUUCUUAUCUUAUACAAGAUUUUGCUCUCAAGGACAUGGGUGAUUUACAUUAUUUUCUUGAGGUUGAAGUUCUUCGUACUGCUGGUGUUCUUCAUCUAAGUCAGUCAAAAUAUAUUUUUGAUCUACUCAAGCGUGCUUCCAUGACAGAUUGUAAGCUCCUGCCUACCCUUGCUGAUGGUUCUCAAUACUGGUCUGUGGUUGGUGCUUCGCAGUAUUGUACUUUGACUCGUCUUGACAUUGCUUUUUCUGUCAACAAAGCCUGCCAAUACAUGCACUCUCCUACUGAGUAUCACUUGUUAGUUGUUAACCGUAUAUUACGUUAUCUUGCUGGUACUAUCACUCAUGGUCUUCUCUAUAAUUCGUCCCCUGAUUUGUCUGUUACAUGUUUUACGGAUGCUGAGUGGGCUUCAUGCCCCAAUGACCACCACAGUACUAGUGCCUUUUGUAUCUUUCUUGGUAUGAAUAUUGUCUCCUGGUCUUCUUACAAACAAAAGAUUGUUUCUCGCUCUAGUAUUGAAUCUAAUUAUCGGAUUUUGGCUAAUGGUACUGCUGAGUUGCUCUCACUAUAA
This is a messenger RNA of Humulus lupulus (European hop), 633 nucleotides long. RefSeq lists its product as uncharacterized. The transcript has a single exon. NCBI's taxonomy places the organism in Eukaryota, Viridiplantae, Streptophyta, Magnoliopsida, Rosales, Cannabaceae. The coding region runs from base 1 to 633 and encodes 210 amino acids. The record is from RefSeq and is a predicted model, not a curated record.